Molecule: messenger RNA, 1008 nt
Organism: Caenorhabditis remanei
Lineage: Eukaryota; Metazoa; Nematoda; Chromadorea; Rhabditida; Rhabditidae
Exons: 4
Coding region: 1-1008 (335 amino acids)
Source: RefSeq, a predicted model, not a curated record
AUGGGAAAUCUCGGAUUCUUCUCCAACGCAUUCUUCGGUUUUAUUUUGGUCUAUCUGACACUAUUCUAUAUCAAAAGGCAGUUUGGAUCCUACAAAUACCUGUUGGUCAACUUCCAGGUGUUGGGAUUUGUAUUCGCCUCGUUUGAGUUCUUGUUUCAUACGUUCCUCCACACGUACAACGCCAGCCUCACCUACUUCAGUCUCUCCCGCCCAUUGGGUCUAUCCAAUUACGCAAUGGAAUGGAUGAUGGGUAUCUACACCGGGUUAUACUCAGCGACUAUCUGCCAACUCGCCAUCCAAUUUAUGUACCGUUACUGGGCGAUUUUCGACACCCCGAAGCUCAGAUAUUUCUAUGGUUUCUAUUAUUUUAUCUGGGUUGGGUACUACACAUUUUUCGGUGUCUUGUGGGCGUUUGCGGUUGGUCACUUCUUUGCAAUGGAUGAUUUUGGCAGGAAAUAUCUGGGAGAUGAAAUUCUCCUUCGCUAUGAGCGGAAUAUAACGGAUAUCCCUGUGUUGGGGCUGAUUGCUUACGAGGGGGAUAAUAUCAGAUGGCGGAAUGUCUAUGGGUUGUCACUUAUGACCUUGAUCUCCACGGUACAGUACUCCAUUAUAAUAAUCUGCGGGCAUCAAAUGUAUAUUGGAAUGAAGACUAAGCUAGCAGUGCUCUCGGCUCAACACAGACGUUUGCAUCGGCAGUUUUUUAGGGCGCUUGUGAUUCAGAUCAGUGCACCCACUAUCAUCCUCUUCUGCCCCGUCUUCUUCAUGAUCUACGCUCCGUUUGCCGAUUUCGAAAUGAGCUUUCCAUCUUGUAUUAUUCAGAGCGGUUUCACGGUGUAUCCUGCGUUGGACUCGGUGAUUAUGAUGAGUUGCGUCUCGGAGUAUGGCAGAGCUUUUAAGAAGUUGGUGCACAACACAAAGGAAAAGUAUGCGGUGAGAGCGAACAAAGAGGAGAGCAAGGAGACUGUGAAGAACACAACUUCGACUAAGAAUCUGACCACUAAACUUUGA